AUAUGGACAGUUGAUCACAACACUAUUAUCGCAUUUACGGAGAUGAUCUAACAGCGGCGAACGAUGCAGAAUCUUUAUUUUGUCUAGUUGUUUCUGAUUGGCUGCUACCUUGGAUACCAAUGAUUUGUUUGUCACCGCUUUAAGUCACCAUGGUGACAGACUGUGAACAAUAUGACUUGCCAUAAUUCCAAGCUAUGGACCUGGAAAGUGUGAGUCCACCAUGUUCGAGUGUUCUGAUUGGAUAUCAAAGAAACCACACAAGGAAACUGACUCGGUGGAUAUAAUUAAUGAGCAUUUGUAUCGAUUCAUUGGGAAGCCAUGCAACUCAAACUCAUCAUGCUUGUGGACCGACCAAUCAGGCAAAAUAUGAUGAAAGUAUAGUGGCCAUCAAUCCUGGACAAUAGGCCUUGCAAGUCACUUGGAGAAGACUCAAGUUGAAGCAACCCGGACUUAAUAGCUCCAUGCUCUUCCUUACUGCUCAGACCACCGUGGAACUUCCUCCAUGCCCAGACAGACAUUAGUUGUUAUUGUGGAUUGUGACUUUAGGAUUGUGACUCCGAGACUCGACGACGCCGCCACUGGAUUCACACUGCUGUAGAAAAUUUGAACCUCUUGCUGCCUGAACCGUCAUCCUUCACUUAGCGAGACACCACACAAGUAUCUCCCUUUGGACCAUGUGCUGUUCCAUGUUGUGACAACAGCACCACCACUAUAUUGUGAUGAUUAAUACCAGACAACUACAUGAAGUCAUUGGUAGACCACUCAGGAUGAAGAAACUCUGAAAGUUAAAGGCUUUGUGUUUCUGUCUGAGGUAACAACAACGUCAGUGGACUCGACAUGCAGUCCGCUACAGGGAGCCGUAGGAGUGAUACCACGGAUAUCCCAACGUUCCUGACCAUGACCAGCGCGCACGGCAACACAGCCAGCGGGCGUCGCCGGCGGCCUGAUGCCGUCGAGAGAGGCUUCAUGUCGGUCAGUGCCGUGGAGUUCAAUCGGCCUCGACGACGGGCGCGGCUCAGUUUCCCACCGAAUGAAGCCGAUUUACCAAAGAAGGGACAGAAGAAAUCCUCACUUCAACCAAUGGCGGACGAGGUGCGAUACGGACAGAAUGGACGGCCAAAGUUCAUGUCUGCAUCCUUCACUCCUGGUCAGUUUGGGGAUCAUGGUUUCCUGCGAGGUACUGAGAGGAGGAUCAGUGCAAGUAAUAGUAAAGUCAUCGUGUCGUACCUCAGGAAGCAAUUACGGCAGCGUCUUGUCCAAGGAGCGGGAUCUGAUGAUUUGUCUCUUAGUGAUGAGGAAUCUACGGGUGAUGAUGCAACACUUCGCAUACCUGGCAAAAUGCAUGUUGGGAGACACAACAUGUUCUCUAGGUACACUGAUCACGGAGGUCGAAUGAGCCGUGAAAGCCAGGUCAGUGCAGAAGGUCAAAGGUCAGAUGAGGUCACACGCGAAGGAGCUGACCAAUCACCAUCGAGACAAUCGAGUGCACAUUCAAUCCUACCUCAGGUCAUUGUUGGAAGUAACAAGGCGUCGGAACCUAAAGAAAGUGAGGUUAGGGCGUUGGAAUUGUCAAACGGCAAAAUGCCAGCACUUGCCGAUAGCAGAACUGGAAACGAUACUUCACCAUCGGGGGAAACCACUACUGUUAAUGCAGAACCUUCAAAGCCAUCAGUAACAAAGACUGUUGAUGUUACCCAGAAGGUUUAUAGGAGUGGCUCCCCUGCUUUGAGUGUAAAGUCACUAAGGUCCACUGGUAGUGGUGAUAGCCAUGAUAGUUACCAUGAGGAUGGACAGGGGGCACCACACUUGCCUAAAAUUGGACGAGUGUUGAGUGGACACUCCAAUAGACCCUCCUCGUCUUUAUCAGUGGAUGAGGAUAUUCGUCUUCCGGCGAUCGGCAAAGAAGCCAGAGUAACGGAAAGUGCCCAAAUGAGAACUGACGAUAGUCCCGAGUUGAAAACUGAUGACCCAGUAAAUGAGGAUGAAUCUCAGGUCACAUUGGUCAGUGAUGUGGCAGAAGAGGCCUCAUCACCCACUGAUGAAGUAGACAGCUGUAUCCCUCCACGGGAGGAAGUUAGUCCCGUCCCAAGCCAGUAUCCGUUGAUAAAGGAUCUGGAGAUUGCCGAUUGCGGAAAGGAAGAAUGCAUCAAGCAAGUGAUGAAGGGAUGUUUUGACCUGGAAUAUUUGGUGGAAAGAAAGAUCAUCCGAAUAUUCGUCUCAUCAACGUUUUCAGAUUUUGAAGCAGAGCGGACAACCUUAGUAUCCAAGGUUUACCCUCGUCUGCGCUCCUACUGUAAGGAGCGAGGCUAUGAGUUUCAAGUGUGUGAUCCACACUGGGGGAUCAAGGAUGUCACUGAUGAUAGCCACACCUAUGCGCAGCAUUGCCUGUCUGAGCUGAGAGAAUGCCAGAGGGUAUCAAUAGGACCCAAUUUUGUGUCUAUCCUUGGCCAGAAGUAUGGUUAUCCACGAGUGCCAGCGACCAUCUCGCUAGAUGAUUUUGAAGCAUUGAUCUCAGCGCUGCAAACAGCAAGAGAACACACUCUACUAUCCCGACGAGCAUCUAGGAUUUCUCAGUCAGAUACAUCCUCUAUCGGGGACGGACAAGAGUAUCGUGAAAGGCGUUACAGCAACCUGUCAACUAUGACGCAUAACAAGACUUCUGUAAGCGAACCUCCAAAGAUGAGCCUAACAACGACGAUAGAAGAAGGUGACCAACAACAACAACAACAACAACAACAACAACAGGCAGGGCAGUCAAGAAGAGUGUCAGAGAACAAGAAACCCCAAGCAACCCCCCCAGCUCACUUCCGAGACAAAGGUGUCCUCAUGAUAAACGCGGUUAGAGCAACCGACCUGGUUAAGAGACGUUGGCCUACAGCUCUACUGGUGUUCAUAGAAGACUCCAUUGAUGGUGGAGGGGUGUUUGAUUCAGAUGCUGAUCUGGACAAGUAUACCGAGAAGGAAUAUGAUAAUGACCUGAGCCUUAUCAAGAGUUGGUAUCAAGUGGAUGAGAACUGCGUCCCUCCUUGCUAUAAACUCCAGAAUCUGAGUUCUAUGUUCAAAGAUGUACUGAGUAAUGACAAGCAGAAAAGACAGAGGUUUAAGAAUCAGUGGAUCGCAGUCCAACGACGUCUGCAGAGAAUCCUGCACAGAUAUCUGAAGAGUGACGAGCAACAGAAAGAAUACUUCCUCACAGUCACUGAGAAGGAGGUAGAGGCUGGUAUCCUCAGCCCGACCAGAGAGGUUCACGGGAGAGUCUUGUCAUUCAAGAGAUUCAUCACUGAUCUCCAAGCUCAUCUUCAAGACUACAACGCAAGGGAUUACAUCGACCUUCAUCCAGUCAAGCCAGAAGUCAACGCACUAUCCCAGGAGAAGGUCGAUGACCUCAAGGAGGUCAAAAUUCCAGAAAAGUUGAAGUACACAGACAUCCAUGAAUUCACAACUGACUGGCAUAAAGAUGGCAUCAACCCAUCCGUCAGUCGUCCCCAUGCCCACUACCUGGACAAAUUUGGCAACGAGUUCUACGACGCGUUGAAGGUGAUGAUAGACAGCGCCGCCAGUGUCCAGUCUAGGUCCAGUGUGGUUUCUGAUGACAAUGCUUUCUACUGGCGAGUCGUACCGCAUGUCAAUUUUGUACAAGAAAGUGUCAAGUCUUUCCAUGGAUGUGGAGACAUUUUGACAAGUAUCAAGUGUUACAUCAGGAGCAACUCCCAUCAUCCUUUGCUCAUCCAUGGUAAAUCAGGCAGCGGGAAGACAUCCCUGGUUGCCAAGGCAACAGAACUGGUCAGAAGUUGGAUGAAAAGUGAGGACGCAGCUGUAAUGGUUCGCUUCAUCGGACUGACAGCAGAAUCUCAACACAUUCGCAGGCUUCUGACAGACAUCUGUACACAGAUCUGUCAUGUUUACGACCAAGAUGCCUCGUCAGUUCCAGAGGAUUACUUUGGUCUGAUGAAUGACUUUGAGCACCGUCUACGCUCAGCCACAGCCCAGAAACCUCUUGUUCUCUUCAUCGAUGCGCUGGAUCAGCUCUCAGAUGAGAACAACGCUCGCAAUCUUGCCUGGCUUCCCAAGUCCCUACCAGAACAUGUGCAUCUUGUGGUUACCACGGUAACGCAUGAGGAGGAGCAACAUGAAUGCUUCAAAGUGUUGAAGAGAGCUCUGCCAGAGAGUAGUUCGGUACCCAUGCCUGAUCUCAGUCUCGGCGACAUAGCCUUCCUUCUGAGUCACCGUCUAGCUGCCAGGAAUCGUAGAGUGACAUCAGAGCAGCAUGCAGCAGUCAUGAAGGCGUGUGAGGAGAACGCGAUCCCACUCUACGUGUCAAUGGCAGCUGACGAAGCCGCUAGGUGGUCAAGUCACAUGACCGGGAGGGCGCUCUUCGUGCCAGUGAAUCUGAAGAAGCUUGUCAAUCACGUCAUGAUUCGUAUGGAGUCAACCUUUGGUGAGCCACUAGUCCGCCGUACCCUCGGCUACAUCACAGCAGCUCCCAGCGGUCUGACAUGGUCAGAGCUGGAAGAUCUCCUGUCAUUGGAUGAUGCCGUCAUGAAUGACGUCGUAGCUCACAAUGGUACGCCACUCCGUCGACUCCCACCGGUGCUGUGGUGUCGACUGAGAGCGGAGCUUGAGCAGUAUCUGAUACUGGGCAGAGUGGAUGGAUGCUGGACUUAUAGAUGGAGACACAGAGAGUUCCAAGAAUGCGCAACGGAAAGGUAUCUGAAGCAGAAAGACAAGGCACCGUCCUAUCAUACAGCCAUCAGUGAAUACUUAAUGAGUAAAUGGGCAGGAGUCAAGAAACCAUACUCAGGCAACGACGCUGGAGCUGAUCGAUUCAUUGAUCCUAUGCCCCUUGCGUGGAACCACUUCUUCCCAAAUGGGACACACAAGCACGUCUACAACCUACGCAAGCUGAACAAACUUCCAUAUCAUCUCCUACACGCUGCUCAGAUGGACAAACUCAAGACAGAAGUCUUGAUCAACUAUGAGUGGACUCUGGCCAAGCUGCAUGCUACGUCACUCCGUGCCGUCCUGGAUGACAUACACAGCGCCCUCAUUGUUCAACCGAAUGACCUAGAGCUGCGACUAAUGAGCGAGACGUUACAGUUAUCGGCCGGGGCACUCUCCAAGGACCCAAAUCAGCUGGGAUCACAAUUGAUGGGACGAUUGUACAACAUCAUCAAAUCCGACAAACCCAUGUCGGUGGGUGACCCCAAGAAGUACCCCACAGUGGCUACCCUGCUUGCCGGGCUAACGAGGAGCUCUGUACCCCUUCUGAUGCCCUCAGCCACCUGUUUAUCCCAGCCUGGUGGGGUGCUCUUUGAUUUAUUGGCCGGUCACACCAAUGUGAUAACAGCAGUGAGUGUAUCGCCGGACGGCAGUGUUGCGGGGACGGCGUCUAAGGAUGGCACCGUCAAGUUGUGGGAUCUCAAGACCAGGAAGGUUGUGAAGACUCUGCCGAACGUUGGAACAGAGAUCACCAACAUAUGCUUUGCACUCAACAACCACAUUCUGGUUGCCGUUACACACAACACCAUCCAUGUGUGGGACCUAGACUCCUCCACAUGCAUUAAGACUCUGGAUGAGUACAUUGACCCGCCUAGCAUCACAGUCGCCGGCGAAAAUCAGCAGUAUUUGUGUGCGUUCUUCAGCGGUACCAGCGUCAUGCGUACAUGGGAGUUGGAGGGCGGAGCUUGCAGUCUGGUUUGUGGGCGGGAGAUCUCUGGAAGGGGUAUCCAUAAGGAUGGGUCUGUGUGCGUCUCAAUCGGGUCGUCUGGAGAGAAGGUGCUCUACGCAUUCAGAAGUGACAACAAGGCAUAUGUGGUCAACGCCAAAUCGGGACAAAGGUUACAUGAGUUGAAGCCACCCAGCCAGUCAGCCUCCAUCACAGCUCUGGGGAUCUCCAAGGAUUACUACAUCGUUGUCUGUCGUUACCUGUACAUGAAGCUGUCUGAGAUUCAUCAUCUGGAAUUGUUUGAUGUCAAGACGGGGAAGUACGAGCGAGCAGUCAAAGGUUGCACUCAUGACGUGGUCAACGAGCUGUACGUCAACAGGAUGGGCUCCCAUGCCCUGUGUCUCUGCCCAUCGACACAGUCCAACACCAGUCAUAUAUCAGUCUGGAACCUAGAGACUGAGGACCACAAACACAUGGCCAAGCAUGCACAGAUGUCCACCAUGGGAGCCUGUGUCGAUCUCAGCUUCUGCCUCAGCGCCUCAAGCCAAGAUAAAUCCCUCCGCAUCUGGAACAUCAGUAAGAAGGUCAACGACCGAGAUGGCACUGACUCGAAAAGUAAGAAACGAGAAGGCGUGUCUGUCCUGGUCCCGAUGAUCAACAACCCAAGAUAUGUGGUUGCGAAGGCCAUCGAUAAUGGACCACUGAGUGUUUGGAAUGUUGUCAAGGGGAAGUGUUCUGGGAGUGCCGUUCGGAUUGAGCGGGGGUUGGUGGAUCAGCAUGACGUCUUCUUGAUCCGGAACCACAUGGCGGUGAUUUUGUCGGACCGUGGCAUGUCGUCGGUCAGUGAGAAACCAACGCCUGUGUUCCAGACGGUCUACAUGUACAACCUGAAGCUCAAGAAGUAUUACAGGAAGCUGACUGGGGUCUUUAUUGUGCCGUCUCCGGCUCAUGAGUAUCGGAUUCUUGAAGGAGAGCUUCUCUUGGGGUUGUCAGAGAGCAGGGAUCAUUUGAUUGCCUGGAGUUUGGUGACGGGUCACAUCAAGUUCCGCAUCAAGAGCAAGUUCAAGGAGCUGGAGAGAUGGCGCGGGAUGCGACGGGAGGAAGAAGAAGAGGUCUUGAGACAGUGUAACAAGAGGAGUACAAGUGCCAUGAUGACGCCUUGGGAUCGCCGGUCAGAAUCCUUGACAGCUAAGCAGAGGAGGCGAGAUAGUGAGUUCUGUGAGGAGAAGAAACGUCUUGAAGAUCUGCGUAAGGAGAAGGAGAAUGCUAUCGAGCAGUACGUUAUGAGCAAAGAUGAGAAGAUUAUCGUCUGCUGCUACUUCGCUCAUCACAUGUGUGUCUUUGAUGUGGAGACUCAGACUCACCUGCGGACGUUAGAGAAUGAAAGCUCGAUGUUGUACCUCUACAAUUCGGCGCUGACAGCAUCGGGAAGCUUCCUAGCUCACGCCAACUACGAUGACCAGGCAAAAUGCAGCUAUGUGACACUCUGGGAUUUGCCGAGAGGCCAGGUCCGGAAACGUAUCAAGAACGAAGCAAAUGUCUGCUGCGUGGGAAUCAACGAUGAUGCCUCCAGGGUCCUCUUCGGUAAAGAAGGCAGCAGCUUGAAAGUCUGGGAUGUCCGGCGGAAGUCCACUCUGAGGAAGCUGCGAGGGUAUAAUGGUAUGAAGCUAACGAUGGACAGCAAGAUAUUCAUGAUUGAUGACGGGGCUAGGGCUGUUGUCUUUGCCAACGACAUCUCUCUCUGGGACUUGGAUCGGGCGAUGUUAAUCGCACUCUUCACUCCAGACAUCCGGAUAACAUGUGUGGAGGUAGUUAUGGGUGGUCAGCUGAUCGUAAUGGGGUUGAGGGAGAACGCGGAUCUGGUAACGCUGAGGCUCCGAGGGCGGGACAUCAAGGCGGUGGAUCUUGUGUCAGGGGUCGGCGGGGAGGAACUGUUUGGGGAGACGACAGGAGAUACCACGGACGAGGAGAAUGAAGAUGAAAAUGAUGAGGAAGGAAGUGAGGUUGCCUCAACUAAAGCAUCUGAAAGGUCUUAGGACCUCAAUAUAGGACGGAGUCUGAGGAGAGUGAAAGAUGAAAAUGAUGCAAAGUAAUAAUAAUAAUAAUAAUGAAGAUUUAUAAAGCGCACAUAUCCACCUAUUAAGGCGCUCAAGGUGCUAUAAACACAAUAAAUCUAAUUUACUCAGAAAAUAAACAUAAUACCAAUAGAGAGAGAAAACAAAUUACAAAUUUUAAAAUAAGAAACAACAUAUACACUCUGUUGGUGUCUUGGUAUGUGAGGUUGCCGAAUGAAAAGCUUCAGAGAGACUAGUAUGAAAAUUGUAAUGUAUAGUAGGAGGAUGAAGAUGAAGGUGAUGAGGCGGGACAUGAGGAUGACUCAAAUAAUGCCCAAGACAUAACUGAAUAAAAGUCUUGGGAGAAAUUGAAGAAUGAAGAUGAACAAGUCGUUGUGAGAUAUUUGUUGUAGAGAGGUGUGUUCAGAUAAUCACUCCUCUUCAGACAAGGUGGUAUUGUCCCGCUUUUUACCCGAAAUGUCAUUGGAUAAUGCCAUCAGUAAGUACUAGGGGACCUUCAUACUUUUGGCCAAUCAGGAUUUGCCUUUCAAUUUAACAGCUCACUUAUUUUGUAAUUAGUAUAGAGAGCCUAUUGUAACAAAAGUAAAUAUAAACUGAAAUGUAACUUGUAAAUUAUCAUACUUGUACAGUGUAUACACUGAACAUUUUUUACAACUAACCGUGUAAAGUUUGUUAUACAAAGUGUCUUUGUUUUUUGGUUUGCUUUCAGGAUAUUUAAGACUGGUAGAAUAUUAGGACGUCUUUCACUAAAAUAAUCACUUCAAUUUUUGGAAGCCAAGUGUCAAAGCUGCAGUGAGUCAAGUAUAAUUGUCGGGGAUGAUUGAAACUUAUAUAUUUUAACUUUAAUAUAAACCGAUAGUGUUGCCUAGUUUUGCUAAUAAAAAAAAUAAAAGGACACAGAAAUCAAAAGUCCACAAAUUGAGAAAAAAAUU
Messenger RNA from Patiria miniata (bat star), 8672 nucleotides. Its product is annotated as NACHT domain- and WD repeat-containing protein 1-like. The transcript has 24 exons. Gene Ontology annotation, molecular function: protein binding. The record is from RefSeq and is a predicted model, not a curated record. NCBI's taxonomy places the organism in Eukaryota, Metazoa, Echinodermata, Asteroidea, Valvatida, Asterinidae. The coding region runs from base 838 to 7701 and encodes 2287 amino acids.